AUGGAGCUGGCGCAUAGGAUUCGAUAAAUAAUGAAUCAUUGUUUCUUUAAGAAAGGCCCGAAGAAGAAGUAUUUACGGCGGGGAUAUCCAGGCUCGCAACGGAAUCAAAAUUAUGGCCAGUGGUGUUCUCAGUUGAAGUAUUGGGGUUUUGGAGGUAAAGUAAACAAUUUUCAACAUGCCUCGUUACAAGGACGAUACCCCUGCCGUUCGCGUAUAUACGGUUUGUGACGAAUCGAGAUAUUUGAUUGUGAGGAAUAUUCCCGCGCUUGGAUGUGGCGACGAGUUGUUGAAACUGUUUGCCACUUAUGGAGACGUUGAAGAGUAAAUGUAAACCAAUGGAUGCAGAAGAUUGUGAGCAAUUCACUGAUGUUUAUUGGAUCAAAUUUCGACUCAUCAGCAAUGCCAGGUUUGCAAAGAGAAAAUUGGAUGAGUUUGUUUUCUUGGGGAACCGGUUGCAGGUCUCAUAUGCUCCUCAAUUUGAGAGCCUUGAUGACACUGAGGAUAAGUUAGAAGGCAGAAGAAAGGAAGUCCUUGCAAGAUUGAAUACUCCAAGAUCUAAAGGGCAUCCAGUUCAUCACCUGUUCCCCGCCGGUGAGGCUCCAUCGCUUGCUGGUUCAUCUCAGCAGAUUCCCAAGCAGAUAAAUUCAGGGCUGAGGGAUGUUGGAGAUUCAGAGUACAAGUCUCACGCUAAUAUUGCUCCAAUAACAAGAGUAUCAUCUGACAAGGAUUACUUCCCCUCACAGUCAAUGAAUCAGACAGUUAAAAUGGUCAGGGACAAACUCAAUAAGAUUCAAUCAAGCACUGAGCAUUUACAAGCUGAACCUGCAUCCAAGAAAACAAGAGUGGACAAUAGAAGAAGAAUCUGAUGAGGUUUCUAGGAUCAAGUAGGGGGCUGGAUAUGAAAAGUGUGAUAGUUUCAUCUUGCCACAGCAAAUAUUUUUUUCUCCUGAUGUCUUAUCCAUGAUAUAUAUAUAUAUAUAUAUUGUAAAUCUUGGUACAACAUAAACAUCUUUUGAUUUAUUUGAAAUUUUGUAGUUGAUAAUUUGAAAUGAAUCACUCUGGCAUUCAAGAAUUACUAGUAUACAGUACAACUUAAAUUGGUUUCUGACAAUCUUGGCCUCAGCCAAAGCAGACAAAGGAGGAAAUGGAGUAAAGUUUCACUCUGUCUGAAUGCAGUUAGGGUAUGGUGUCCCUAGUUUACUGGGAAUGCGCAGUGUACAAGAAAGGCAGAAAAAGGAGGAAAGCAACAAGUGGAGCAUAGCUGGAAAGGAAAGGAAAGGAAAGGAAGUAGUCGACGAUGUUUUUGGUUUUGGAUUGAGGUUUGUCGACAGUGUCAGUUACUCAUUGAUGAGAGCUUUGAUCUUCUCCAAGUUUUGUUGCACUUUGUGACCUGCCUGAACCAACAAGCUUGUGCAUCAUGCGGGAGAGGAAACAAUAGGGUAUAUUUUAUCGAAAUGUUAACAGCAAAAUAGACAACAAGGAUAAAGACAAAGGCAACACUCCCAGCGAAUGACGAACUUUAUUUCCAGAAAUGUUUUUUUCCCUUUCGGUUUAUUUAGUGUUGUUUGUUGUUUUUCUUUUCACCACUUUGUCUUUCCAUACAUGUCAGAACAUCAAGAGCAAAACUGCAGACUUGGCCAAUGACA
This is a messenger RNA of Theobroma cacao (cacao), 1646 nucleotides long. Its product is annotated as RNA-binding (RRM/RBD/RNP motifs) family protein. The record is from RefSeq and is a predicted model, not a curated record. Gene Ontology annotation, cellular component: nucleoplasm. NCBI's taxonomy places the organism in Eukaryota, Viridiplantae, Streptophyta, Magnoliopsida, Malvales, Malvaceae. Gene Ontology annotation, molecular function: RNA binding.